AUGACGAAACAAACCAAAGCCACUCCCCGGAUGGGAGUUAUUGUUGCUGUUGACUCUAAAUUUGGAAUUGGAAAGAAUGGAACUCUUCCGUGGACUUUGAGGAAGGAUAUGAAGUUCUUUGCAGAAUGUACCUCCACAACUGUUGAUCCAACUAAAACAAACGCGGUGAUCAUGGGUCGCAAAUGUUGGGAAAGCAUUCCAGAAAAGUUUAGACCAUUAAAGAAUCGUCUAAAUAUUGUUAUCAGCCGGACGCUGCCAAAUCGGAGAGAAAAGGAUCUCAUCGUGACUGAUGAUUUUGACGGUAUUCUGAAAGAGCUGAUGAGCGGUGAAUUAUCAGAACGAGUGGAGAAAGUGUGGAAUAUCGGAGGUGCUGAGAUUUACAAACUUGGUUUGGAGUCAGGCCUUGUGAGCGAGUUGGUGAUCACUAAGAUUCAAAAGAACUUUGGUGCUGAUGUUUUCCUCAGUGGAAUCGACUGGGAAAAUUUUGAAGAAGACGAAUCUGCUCGAUCUGAGCCAAUGACAGAGAACGGAACUGAGUUUACCUUCCAUCGCUAUCGAUGUGUAAAGUGA
Necator americanus (New World hookworm) is the source of this 570-nucleotide messenger RNA. RefSeq lists its product as uncharacterized. Lineage: Eukaryota; Metazoa; Nematoda; Chromadorea; Rhabditida; Ancylostomatidae. Gene Ontology annotation, biological process: glycine biosynthetic process; folic acid metabolic process; tetrahydrofolate biosynthetic process. The transcript is spliced from 4 exons. Gene Ontology annotation, molecular function: NADP binding; dihydrofolate reductase activity. The record is from RefSeq and is a predicted model, not a curated record. Gene Ontology annotation, cellular component: mitochondrion. Bases 1 to 570 code for a protein of 189 amino acids.